Molecule: messenger RNA, 982 nt
Organism: Daldinia caldariorum
Lineage: Eukaryota; Fungi; Ascomycota; Sordariomycetes; Xylariales; Hypoxylaceae
Exons: 1
Coding region: 82-573 (163 amino acids)
Source: RefSeq, a predicted model, not a curated record
GUGCCCAAUCUCGCUCGCGGAUUCCUUUCAGGAAGGGACAGGAACAGAUACUACCAUGUCCGGACAAGCGUAAACUACCUUAUGCGAGUACCCUUCCCUUUGCGGUUAGUCCUCUACUGGCUGGUCCAUUUGCACUCCACUCUAAAUCUCUUCUCUCCUACCCGACCGCACCGGCCAGACCUGGUAGACCUAGCAGGACCUAGUAAGAACUUUGCAGGGGACCUAAGUCGACCCCAGCCAGCCGAAUUCAUUAAACCCCCCAAACUCCUCGCCUGUUUUCCUCUUGACUACUUGAGUCUUCCUUCGCAAAGAUCGAAAGUUGUUCUAUUCGGAACCCCUCCCUCUCUUUUUUUUCUUUUUUUCUCUUCUCUCCCCUUCUCCCCACACCGUCUUUCGUGUUGCAGGCCAUUAACACGUAAGAUUCUGAUCUCUCAUUCGUUCUUGGAGAGCCCUCAUCCGAAGACCAUUAUCUUCUCUUUUUCACUCCGCAACCCGCGAGAUUUUUUGCUUCUCAUUGAAUUAGGAGCGUUUAUUCCAACAACCGUCCUGGGCCUCCCCCAUUUCAAAACUUAGUUCGUUGUACUGCUAGAGCUAUAUCUGUUUAUUCAUUUCUUUCUGUGUUUCGUCACUUGAUAUCAGAAUAUCGCGGGUCCCUCGACGAAUUCCAAUCUGGACUGUUAACAACGCCUUUCCUUAUUGGACAUUGGUGAUUUUUUCGAAGCUUGCGACGACUAGCGGAGUAAACUCACAGGACGCGAACUAAGUUGUAAUUCCUUGCCGGCAUCUGUCGCAAUACAAUAGUGCUCGCAUACCCCAGAUUAUACGGGAUAUUCCGUCCGAAGUUCUUUAACAUUGGGUCCUUUAACAAGCCCAGGUCAUCACGGCGCCUUGAAGGUACUCGUAAGUGCGGAGGCGCAUAGGCAUUUGAGAUAGAACGGGGAGUCGUACUUAAAAGCCGGAAUCUUAUCGAAAUAUUGCUUGG